Molecule: messenger RNA, 273 nt
Organism: Paracoccidioides lutzii Pb01
Exons: 2
Coding region: 1-273 (90 amino acids)
Source: RefSeq, a predicted model, not a curated record
AUGUUCUGUCCCGUUCGGGGUGUCCGCAACUCUUCUCCGAAAUACGUUUCGCCGCUUUAUUUCAUGGAUGUGUACGAUGGGUUGGAAAUCCUCGGAAACAUCACGUCUCAUAGCAGGGUGACUGCAAUUGAGGAACCUACGGCGCAUUUUGGCAAAUCGGCAAUCGAAUCUGCUCGUAUUUCAACGCCAGACUUUGCAGAUGUGGCCAAGGCGACCGAGGCCACCAGGGCCAAUGGAAGCCAGCACAGCUUCAGAUUUGCGGUUUAUCAAUAA